Sciurus carolinensis (gray squirrel) is the source of this 1769-nucleotide messenger RNA. RefSeq names its product fat storage inducing transmembrane protein 2 (gene Fitm2). Gene Ontology annotation, cellular component: endoplasmic reticulum membrane. Lineage: Eukaryota; Metazoa; Chordata; Mammalia; Rodentia; Sciuridae. The record is from RefSeq and is a predicted model, not a curated record. The transcript has 2 exons. Gene Ontology annotation, biological process: lipid storage; phospholipid biosynthetic process; lipid droplet organization. The coding region runs from base 73 to 861 and encodes 262 amino acids.
CCGGCCCUGGCGAAGGGCGAGACGGUGGCCGAGAGGGCACCGAGAAGCGGACGGUGGCCGACGAGGUCCGGCAUGGAGCACCUGGAGCGCUGCGCGUGGUUCCUCCGCGGGACGCUGGUGCGGGCGGCGGUACGGCGCUACCUGCCGUGGGCGCUGGUGGCCUCCAUGCUGGCGGGCUCCCUCGUCAAGGAGCUCUCCCCGCUGCCCGAGAGUUUCCUUAGCAACAAGCGCAACGUCCUCAACGUGUAUUUUGUCAAAGUGGCCUGGGCCUGGACGUUCUGUCUCCUCCUGCCUUUCAUUGCCCUCACCAACUACCACCUGACAGGCAGGGCUGGCCUGGUCCUGCGGCGACUGAGCACCCUGCUCGUGGGCACGGCCAUCUGGUACGUCUGCACGUCGCUCUUCUCCAACAUCGAGCACUACACGGGCAGCUGCUACCAGUCGCCGGCCCUGGAGGGGGUCCGAGAGGAGCACCGGAGCAAGCAGCAGUGCCACAGGGAAGGCGGCUUCUGGCACGGCUUUGACAUCUCAGGCCACUCCUUCCUGCUGACCUUCUGUGCCCUCAUGAUCGUGGAGGAGAUGGCCGUGCUGCAUGAGGUGAAGACAGACCGAAGCCACUGCCUCCACACAGCCAUCACCGCCCUGGUGGUCGCCCUAGGCUUCUUGACCUUCGUCUGGGUGUGGAUGUUUCUGUGCACGGCCAUUUAUUUCCAUGACUUGUCCCAGAAAGUGUUUGGCACCUUGUUUGGUUUGCUGGGCUGGUAUGGGACGUAUGGGUUUUGGUACCUGAAAUCCUUCUCCCCUGGACUUCCUCCCCAGAGCUCUAGCUUGAUAUUGAAGCAAGACAGUUACAAGAAGUAGAAGAGAAACAGAGGUGGGGACGGCAGGACAGUGGGUGGUGUACUUUCCACUUACUCUGUUUAGUUAUGGGCUGAAUUCUGGACCCCACUUCAGGCAGGAUGCUUCCAGGCAGUUGGGGGUGGGGAGGUGGACGGGUCCGGGGAGCGAGUUUAGUCCUCAGACUCUUCUUAGUGACCUUGCCUGUGUCACAGACACUUUUCACCCCUGGAAAGACUUGACUUUAAUCUGAAACACCCCUUUUGUCCCUGAGGGGACAGCUAAGGCCCAGUGAAAAGAUAGGAUCAGGAUGGCCUCCCUGGCGUGGUUCACGGGGAGGCCGGAGCUCCAGCCUCCAGAGCCAAACCGUCCCUCCACUUGAGCGGCUGUAAGAGCUGUUGUUUCGACAGUGUCUCUCCCUGUUGAUUUUGUGCAAGCAUUUUCUUCCAGCAGGGUGCUUCAUAAAACACCCCAAUACCUGAAAUACACUCCAGUUAUAGCUGUUGGUUUCCUCCUUGGAAUGUUGAAUAUUGCACCUGGCUUGAUCAGCCCCCAAAGCCAGUCCCUUCAAACACGGUGCCUCCGCCACUGAGUGUCGGUGAUUUUUAUGUAACGAACAGUGAUCAUUUUCUGUCCAUGGUCUCAUGUUAUACGUUGGUUUUUGGAGCAAUAUGGUUAUCUUUUUUUUCUCUUCUAUUUUGAGUGAACACUUAAUAGUUUUUAAUAACAACUAUGACAAGUAGUCUUUGUCAACAAAAUUCCUGAAAAUAUCUCACAGUUCAGUGCCGUGGUUUUGGCACGUGUGGAUUGUUUUGAGGGGUCUUUUUAGAACACUAAUUUACAUUUUAUAAACCAAAUUCUUGGCUUGAGAGUAUUAAAUUCCACCUCGUGGUGUUGUUUCCUCUGUUAAGAAUAAAACCGGAAAGCUGGCA